UAUUCCUCUUUUCUGUGCAUCCUGUGCUCUGCAGACGCGUGCGUGACAUAUCUGCUCCUGGAUUUCCCUUCAACUUUUUUUCUUUUGUUGUUGCGGUUUUUAUACUGUUUUCAUUGUCGCAUUCCAUCCGUGUCUUUGGAAUGAACUGUUUCCCCGUCUGCGUCGUUUCCAUGUCAGCAUGGGAACCGCCGUGUCCAAAAGGAAGAAUUUAAAAAACGAUGCGAUUUCCUCUGUGGCAGCAAAAGUUAGAGCAGCGCGGGCAUUUGGAGAGUACCUGUCCCACACACACCCUGAAAACCGAAACGGAUCAGCUCAUCUUCUGUGUGAAACCUUGGUGGGUCCCGACCCGGAGUCGCCAAGUGGCACGAUUGGCCCCAACAACAACAAUCACCUCCAUCCCUGCUCCAACACCACCAAGGGCUGUGAGGACAACCGGGAGCCCAGCCUGGUGAAACCCCCGCUGGGCUUACACCAGCCACCUCCCCCUUCCAUCACCAUCUCUACCAAAGCAUCCCAACUGUCCCUCGAGCGCAGCUUCUCAGCGGAGGAAGACCAGCAGAAGUGCGUCGAGUGCACCCUGCAGCCUGCCCGCGUGUACACCAUCACCACCCAGCGCGGUAUGCUGAUGAGCAGCGGCCGGGGCAGCAAGGAGAGCCUAGAACUGGACGUCCUGAAGGAGAAGUCGGGGAGUGGCGGGGUGGGAUCCAGAGGUGGCUUGAUCCAGCCUUCCACUUCCCCUUCCUCCGCCACGUCGUCUCCAACCCAGUACCACCAUGCCAGCAGCAGCCGUGGCAACAGCCACCAUCACAGAAACCAUCACGAAACUCAUCACGGGAACCAUCACGAAACUCACCACGGGAACCACCACCACCACGGCGUCUCGGGCACCAAUGCCACCUCCAGUAGUGGAGGAAGCAGCGGGGCGAGUGGAAGCAGCAGUAGCAACCAGCAGCAGUCUUUAGCAGUCGCUGGAUCCCACUCUCAUCAUGGAUCACACCACCACGGCCACCACCAUCACCUGUCUCAACCCCCACUGCAGACCUCCGUCAGCGCUCACAACAUCCGCAGCUGGGGCGAGGGUGGAAAAGGGGAGGCGGAGUGCAGCGGGCUGGCCUGCGAGUCAUGCACCAGCGCUCCCUCGCGGAGCCAGGGCUCCCUGGACCUGGAGAGCGCGUCCCGAGAGGCAGGCAAGCAGCACCGACGCCUAGAGCGGAUGUUGAGUGUGGACCGGAUGACUGGGCUGGAGAGAGGUGAGAGGGCGGAGGACACAGAGGAAAAGAGAGGCGCUGAAUCCCAAACGAGGGCGGGAGGGGGCCAGGAAGACACUAACUGGUUCCCCAAGGAAAAUAUGUUCAGCUUUCAAACUGCCACAACAACCAUGCAGGCGAUCUCGAACUUCCGGAAGCAUCUUCGGAUGGUGGGCAGCAGGAGGAUGAAAGCACAGACAUUCGCUGAGCGUAGAUCGAAGAGUUUCAGCCGCUCCUGGAGUGACCCCACCCCUGUCAAGACUGACUCUCAACAUGAACCCAGAGACAGCGGAGACCUGCAGAGCUCUUGUGGUACUUUGGAUGAAGGAGGCCAAGAUGAUAAUUUAGACUGGGAGGAGGAGAGGGAGAUGGAGAGGCUGGCUUGUGAAGGAGAUGACUUCGUACCUCCCAAAAUCAUGCUAAUCUCUUCUAAGGUCCCAAAGGCGGAGUACGUUCCCACUAUAAUCCGCAGGGAUGACCCUUCCAUCAUCCCCAUCCUCUAUGACCAUGAACAUGCGACUUUUGAUGAUAUUUUGGAGGAAAUAGAGAAGAAGCUCACAGCUUACAGGAGAGGAAGCAAGUUCUGGAGGAUGCUCAUCUUUUGUCAGGGAGGCCCCGGUCACCUGUAUUUACUGAAGAAUAAAGUGGCCACUUUUGCUAAGGUGGAAAAGGAGGAGGACAUGAGCCAGUUCUGGAGGAGGCUUAGUCGCUUCAUGAGUAAAGUCAACCCGGAACCCAACCUCAUCCACAUAAUGGGAUGCUAUGUCCUGGGCAACCCCAACGGAGAGAAGCUGUUCCAGAAACUGAAGAAUCUGAUGAGGCCUUAUUCUGUUGAGUUUGGGUCGCCGCUGGAGCUGUCUGCACAGGGCAAAGAGUUGAUUGAGAUGUACUUCGACUUCCGCCUCUACCGGCUUUGGAAGACACGCCAGCACUCCAAACUCUUGGACUACGAGGAAUUUUUGUGACAAAGAAACAUGGAUAAUGGGCGCAGCGGAGCCCCCCAGUGCCACGAGGAACCCAUUUAAAACCGGUCCAAUGACCAAUGAACAUUGCUCAACUAUAGUGCUCGACCCGUCAACUCAAUAUAAAAACAGUCAUACCUGCUUUCAUCCUGGAGAGGACUGGCAGAGGAGGAGGAGGAGGCUGAAGACAAACUAAAUUAUGCUGUGCCUCAGCUCCUCCUCAUUUCAGGAUCAAAGACUUACAAAAAGGGCCGAAAUAAUACACGUAAAAUAAAUAAAAAAUGAGGAAAAAGAGGAGACAACUGGGCUGUCCACCUUGUAGUCACCAACUCCCUUUGCCUCUUGAAAGCAAAAGGAGAAUCAAAAAUUCAAAUGUGUAAAAAUGCAUCAUUUUAAUCACCCCUCUAUUUUUUGAGGCUAAAGUGCUUCAGAAAAAUCGCUGAAAACUCAUUCUGCCAUAAUGUGGUUCUGUGUUUUGACUGGACCUCUCAGAUGAUCUCAGACCCCAGAGACAUACGUAUACAUAAUUAAUCCAUAUGUCGAUGUGUGUAUAUACCACAUGAAUAUAUUAGCAUAGCUUUAGUCAAGCAAAUAAUACUCUGUAUGAGAAUAAUGAUGCAUCAUUUAUUUUUGAUGUGCAUUGUUGUGCAGUUUCAUAUGGAAAUACUUUGGAAUAACUCAGGUUUUAGCCAUGAAGUAAUUCAUCCGUUUGCCCAUCCUAUCAAGAUAUUGUAAUCUUCAUCACCAUCGCUUGGAAUGAAUGUAUUACCUCUUUGGAAAUGUAUCUUCGGUUUGAGGAAUUGAGCUUCAUGUUUUGGUUUAAAAACAAAAAGAAAAAGAAAAAGUGAUGAUUUUGUGUGUGUGAAUGGGUGUUUUCCAUGUAAAAAAAAGAAAAGAAAAAAAGAAAACAUGCAGAUGUGUUGAGUGUAUUUUCUCUUUCUGCUCCUUUGUUAAAGCAAAAAUAAUUGUUUGUCACCUUCACCUGCCAUUCUUUCUCCCAUACGCACAAACACAAAGACAGUCUUGCAUGAUUCAUGAUGUCAAGAGGGAUGUAACAGCCAUCCACGAGCUCCUGCCACUGCAGUGUAGGAGUUGCCCUAUUGAUCGCUCCAGCUCUUUAGCGGAAGGUUCGGGCCACUUAGUUGGCCCCUGUCAACGGCGCCAGCUGCUCUCACUAUCUGCCAAACACUCUUGGCUUCUCUUAAUGGCAGCCAGACGAGCUUCCGCCACCUCGCACUUCACUGGGCUGUGUUCCAGUCUGAGUACUCGAGUUCGAUGAAUUAAACAGAUAUGCCAUGGGUUUAAGCUAAUAACAGCCUUCUGCUGGCACCUGGCGGUUUAAAGGCCAGAAAUAUGCACUGAGUGUGUGUCUGUGUCCGAGACCGUUGCACCGCCUGAGUGAUCUGAGCGCUCUCAUGUAGAUUACGGAUGGUGAAAUGUGGAGAGCAGCCACUGAGCCGACUGCUGGACAACAAUCUGAAACAUUGCACACAGUGCUCACACACACACACACACACACACACACACACACACACACACACACACACACACACACACACACUCACUAACAAAAACACUGGGGCUGAGACGAACAGACAUUUAAGAAAUCAAUAAAUCAGGUCAAAAUUAAAGAUCCACAGAUUUUACAAAUGAAGGUCAUCAUGAGGAAUACUACUCAGCCUGUGAAAACAUUUAUAUGAUGUCUUCUGUGUCAUUUCACCUUCAGCUUGAGAUGCUUACCAUGCAUACUAUCAAGCUGUAGGACUUUGGGGCUCGAUUUAUACAAAGGACUAAAAGUCUCUCAAUCCCCCAACUUUAUUGAAAUGCAGAACUAAAUCAUUGAUGUAAACUGGGGGCAGUGACACUCCAGAAGCACAGAAAAUGUCCAUUCUCUCGUUUUAUUUGAUCUCUCAGGUUGACAUGUUUCUGCUCUGAUUGGUGUUGGGCUGGUGUAAAAAAUGUCAAACCGGUUUCACAUUAAGCCAAACACCAAAUUUGACCACUACGUGUCGCACUUGACUCAGCAGCCGCUCCAACAAAACUCGCAGGAGCCACCUUAAAGAGGUCUGUCCACCUUAAGUGAGCCUGAGACAAAGCUGUCGCUAACUUCAGGAGUUUUUAUUCACCAAGAAAUAGCCUAACCAUGCACACUGCACUGCUGCGUUCACAGCUAUAACGUUACUGCUAACUUCAUACUUGAGUUAUUCCUCAAAUGAGUUUGCUUCUUGUAUAACACAUCUUUGUAAAAAAAAAAUAUCUUAAAAAUCAAACAUUUUAAUACAAAACCCUGAAAAAAACACAUGAACCUUCUAGUAAACGAACAUAUUGUGCACAUCUGCCCACUUCUAAUGACAUUUAACCUCCUUCGUGUUGCCGGCCUCGGCUCUGCAUUAAUGGCUUUGUUAGUCCUUUACAAACAAAAACAAUAUUGAUGCAUUGCUGUCGGCAUGGUUGCCGAUUAAGUCUUCUUUUUAAUUUGCCAGAACGUGUCAUAAUAACAAAUGCCGGUUAAAGCUUGAACACCACACCAGAUGUGCAAAACCAUAAAAUCGACCCAACUCUAUCUCUGAUGGAGGCAGAUUUGCCUAAAUGCCUUAUAAACUGAGGUCAGAGUAUUUAGCUUGUGUGCUUGUAGAGUGCUGCAAUCCCAGUUGUUACGCGUCCAUACCUUCUAAUGACACGCUGCCGCAUUUUAGCCGUAGUUUUACGAAUGUGGCAGCGAUCCAAGGAGACACUGCUAAGUCACGCCACGGCUCACUGCUCAGCCAAUCACAGUAGUGUCCCACAAUGACAACGGCCCCCUGAAUGUCAGUGAAACAUCACUGCAGAGCAACACUGUUGAGUGCGAUCUCAAACCAGUCAUUGAGUGAUUGGCAGAAAGUUUACAGAGUGUACAAAACACACACACACACACAUUUGCAAACACAGGCAAAGAUACUCUACAUCUGUGUACGGUAAAUACUUUUCCAUUUGUCAUUAUUUGUGUGGAUGUGUUAAUAUUUGGAGCACUAUGUGCAGGCUUUUUUUUUGUUGUGUUAAAGUCAACCAGUGUCACUGGAGUGCUCUCUAUCUCUCUACAAGCUGAACUCUGCUAUGUAUUUGCUUUUGCCCUCUCUCUGACAUUGCAGCGCUGGCCUACAAUUUGUCUGGCACAGACAAGUGCUCUCUCAGCCUGAGUCACGAAGUACAUGUUUUCACUCCAGAUUAAAAAAAACCCGACACCUGUCACAUUUCAUUGAGCCAUGUUAAUUCCAGCAGAAGCAUUAAGCUACCGAGUUUUAUAAAGAUUUUGCCCUCAACAGCUGCUGCUGCUGCUGAAUAUUUCUUUCUGAACGUUACACCCCAGGUAUAAUUUUCAGAUCAGAGACAUGGACGAUUUAAAAACAAAGCAGCGAUGUGAUGGAUGCAGUCGAUUCAGAAAAGUGUUUUUCUUAUGCCAUAGAAAACAUGACAGAAAUAAAAUCUCAUAUCCAGUCUAUAAAGAAAUUGCUAGUCAUCCGUCUUCUGUUUGAAUUUAUGGGGCUGAACUGACCGUGAUGUGAAGAGCACUCUGACUCAGGAGUUUGAGAGAGCGUUCUCGUUUUCUUCUUCAGCAAAAAACAUUUCACCGGAAAUCUAAUUAAAGAUGCAAAUGUGUCUA
Messenger RNA from Cottoperca gobio, 5849 nucleotides. It is a transcript of the gene nsmfa, whose product is annotated as NMDA receptor synaptonuclear signaling and neuronal migration factor a. Bases 179 to 2212 code for a protein of 677 amino acids. The transcript has 15 exons. The record is from RefSeq and is a predicted model, not a curated record. Gene Ontology annotation, biological process: regulation of neuronal synaptic plasticity; regulation of neuron migration. NCBI's taxonomy places the organism in Eukaryota, Metazoa, Chordata, Actinopteri, Perciformes, Bovichtidae.